This is a messenger RNA of Phasianus colchicus (ring-necked pheasant), 4686 nucleotides long. It is a transcript of the gene CALHM5, whose product is annotated as calcium homeostasis modulator family member 5. Lineage: Eukaryota; Metazoa; Chordata; Aves; Galliformes; Phasianidae. Gene Ontology annotation, molecular function: monoatomic cation channel activity. The record is from RefSeq and is a predicted model, not a curated record. Gene Ontology annotation, cellular component: plasma membrane.
ACUACUGGGAUGUAUUUGAUAACAGGGCGGGGUUUGCUUCUCUGCCUCUACUGGUUAGUAUUACUUUAAAUAUGCAACAUCUGCUCUGCUGGUGGAGAGGUCCCAUCUGCAUGCAUUUUCAGUGAGAUCACUGUGCGACCCAGGCAGUGCUGAGGCACCAGGUUCACAACAGCUGUUCUGUCUGUGGAGAGCUCUCCUUUAACACACAGCCACAAGUUGCUCCAGUUGAAGAUAAGUGUUUUGUUUUUUACCUCUUUGGUGAGUAUCAAACAUGGAAGGUUUCCGAACAAUCCUGAAAUUCUUUAUGAACCGGAGAACUGCUAUUGGCUACAGCGUUAUGGCUCUGCUGACACUGGGAAGUGAACGUGCAUUUUCUCUUGUUGCUUUCAGAUGCCCCUGCAGCAAUGAAAACUUCAAGUAUGGUUUGGUUUUUCUCUUCUCCCCAGCUUUUGUUUUGCUUGUUUUUGGAUAUUUCCUGAAUAAUAAGACCUGGAAGCUCUUCACAGGCUGCUGGGUGAACCCCAGAAAAAUAUUCCCCAAAGGGAAUAUCUGCCAUUUCUUCAUCAUCUUUGGACAAAUCACUUUAAAUGCCCUGGUAGCCCCAGUGAUGUGGCUUUCUGUGGCUUUGCUCAAUGGGACUUUUUAUGAAUGUGCCAUGAGUGGCUUAAGAAAUCCUGCCUACUUAGAUGCAAUUUGCCACAACAAAUCUGUGAAGUGCUUUGAGGAGCUGCACAAGGUGUCCUGUGGCAAAAGCACCAUGUCCUUUUCAGAGAGUGAGGAACUCAAGCUAACACUGCAAGCACACUCCCAGAUUUUAGGUUGGUGUGUGAUAGUGGCUGUGGCUCUUUUCUCCCUGCUAACCACUUGCUGUGCCAGCUGCCAGUCGAAAGUCAGCCAUCUCCAGCUGAUGUUCUGGAAGGUGUAUGCUGAGAAGGAGAAGGAGCAACUGGAGCAGACCUUCCAGCUGUAUGCCACCAAGCUGAGCGAGCGAAAUCUGAAGUGUUUUUUUGAGAACAGGAAGCCAGAAGUUAUGCCCCUGCCAGCUUUUCAGGCAUGGGAAGAUGCUUCCCAGCUCUACACUUUCAGCAGUAGCAAACAGCAUUAUAGCACAAUUCACAGGCUAGUUGAAGAAGGCCGGAAAGAAGUCAGCGAGGAAAGAGAGACAACGUAUGAUUUUGUAGACAGAAGGGAAAUACCAUAGAUCACAUAUAUCUUUAGUCUUUCUCUACUGUGCUAAUAUAGCAUACUUCUAGCUUCUUUUAUCUGUAUUUUUUUCACAGUGGCCCUUUUCUUCAUGAUCACAUUCCCUCCCAGUUUCAUCUUGCAUUUUUUGUUUUAUGAAAUGAAAUUACUUCUGUACAACAGUGAAAAGACUGCAGUACUCACUAGCUCUUCAGGCUCACGCCAUGCUGAUAUCGCUGGCUUCGGAUCAAGUAACAACAGCAAAAAGGAUUGACUAAUGACUUGAGAGGGUUUGGACAAUAUCCUAUGUAAAAGGUGCCUAUAGCACACCUGUCCUAUAUAAAUCAAAAGGGUAUUAUAAAGCAAUGCAAUUUGAAAUGGGCAUAUACAAUAAUAGAAGUGUGUUGCUUUCUGACAGUCCACAGAAAGUAAAGGUUUUGCUACCAGACUGUUUUCAGUUACAGGAGGUUUUGAGGCACAGAGACGUUUGGCUACUUGGGGCAUCUCAGUAUCUUUGGUCUCCGGUUGCACGUAGAACACCACAGACAGUCUCCUUGAUAACUGGUCCUCCUUAUGCCUGGGAUGUCUGUGGGGGACAUGGAGCAGUGAUUUCACUUAACAGUGAGAUGCCAGGUAAUUACUGGGACAAAUCUUACAGUCAAAAUUUUAGGUACCAAUAAUUUUGAAGGGCAUUUCUGACGCUGCAUAGAGCCAUCAAUGAAUACUUGGCCUGCAGCCAGCAUGUGGCAGAGGGCUUAGAAGUUCCAUGUUUUAAGAUGACAAAAUACUUUUGCAGAGGGCUGAUUUUUGUAUUUUUUGACAUCAUAGGAAAUGUAGAAUGUGUCUGGAGCCAGAGAUGCAAGCAGGCCAGGCAGGUGGGGCACAGUCCUUGCUAUGGAUAAGGCCUCUCACUCCACAGACUUUUGCUUCACCUCACGUACGUGUAGUGUACAACAUGGCUCUCACAUAGGGUGUCUGAGCCUUUGCAGAUGCUAUAUAAAGGAGGCAGCACUUUUCUGCCAAGUUCCUCUCCUUGGAAUGACUGGGUGGGCUUUUAUGCAGAAUUUUACUGCCAGUCUCCCUAAGUCUGCAAAGAAUCAUAGUUUUGCACAGCUCUAAUCAAGCUCUUAUCAACAAAACAAUAUACACUACCCAACUCUUCUCAUACACACUGUGUUUCUUAAGAAGAAAACAAAAAUCUAUCUACAUUUAUAGAUCAUGACUUUUUUAAUGUAGAUAAUUCCACUAUCUGCUUAGAUUUUUUUUUUUCCCACAUAUUUCGAAUAUCUUGUGGUCUUUGAGAAAAAGUUUUACUGUUUUUUUUUUCAUCCCAGCUGGCACACUUUGCAGCAGACUUAGGUCAUGUUACUCACCUCAAUGUAUGUGCUGUAGCUAAAAGCCCAGAGGCAAGCCUGCCAAAAUGAAAGUCACAAUAGCAGGCGUAUCUGGCAAGAGUAAGACAGACCUGCAGUUUGUCACAGAACCACAGCCUUUCACUUCAGUAAAUCCAUGGCAGGAAACAACCAGAGCAUGAAUGAAGCUCUGAGUAUGUAAUGGAAGGUGUGAUUACAACAGGCAGGAAGAAUGCUGUUUGUACAAGCCCAUAUCAUAGGUCUUCUGAUCUCACUCACAAAACUGUUCACAAACUAAGCUUUAUUUGUGUAAUGGCAGGGGGGUUGGAACUAGAUGAUCUUUAGGAUCCUUUCUAACGUAAACUAUUCUAUGAUUCUAUGAUUCCCUUUGAUUUGUUCUCUUUACUUAUUUUCUUCUGACAUUCAUACAAUCAGUCUCCUACUGAUCUUGUAGGAUUUUGUACCCUGCUGAUGAAGAUCUUUAUUAUACGCAGUUUAAAAGGAGAAACAAAACUUCUCUCAGUCCUUCCAAAAGAAUCAAAUACAGGCUUCUACUUCAUGCCUACUGAACAAAAAAUUGUUUCUACUGUUCUGCUAAAUUUCACUUCCCAAAGCUGUCUGUUCACCUCACCAACACCACAGAAACCCAGAGCAAGCAAGGAUGAAACAGGGAAUGCACUAAGUAGAUUAAUGAACUGAUAUUUGAAUAUAAGGAACAAGUUGGGUUAACAUAACAAUGAGUUCUCUACUGUUCAGUAAGAUCUGGGAUACAAAAAUUAAAGCAUGUGUGGAAGAGGGGGGAAAGGUGGGAGGAUCAAGUGGUCCCACCUCCAGUUUGGACAAUCUUUUCUUCCACAGGAGGUGGAAGAGGAGCACUCCCCUCACCCUUCCUUUGCUGCAUGCUCGUGGGUGAUUUGUAUUGAGAGUGUGAGGAGAUGCUGGCUGCAGCUAUCAAUCCUCUAUCCUGGUCUGCUGAGGACAGGCUGCACUUAACAGCCCUAUGGCAUAAAAGAUCUGGUGGUUUUGGCCAGCCAGCUACAGGGGGCUGCUUCUUCUGCAUUCCCUUUUCCCUGUGCCUCAUAGCAUGGUCUCUACCUUGGAAGUACAGCUGCUGAAUCCUCAGUACUACAACAUGUGUCUGGUUGGAGCAUCAGUACAUCACUGAACUUUGUUUUCAGGGCUGUGUUAUUCUAGCUCUGCUGUAUUUCCAAAAUGUCUAUGAUUUCAUGCAAUUGCCAUGUGGUUCUUGGAACACUUCUAUCAAAACAGACAAAAAUAAAAUACAGUUUGACCUAUUUUUUCCAGCUAGAAUCUGAUUUUGGCAAAUUUAACUCCAUUCCUAAAUCAGCUAUCACAAAAAGCUGUUUUAUUUCAACAUUGCCACCGAAUUAAAGUUCAGCAGCCAGCACAGAAGAUCAUUUUCAAUACUAUCAAAAAAAGUGACAAAAAACCCCAGCAGAAUUGACAUUUUAUCUCAGAAAACUUAGAUUUUUCAUUAAGUCUGAUGCCUGUCAAAUGAGUCCACAAAUAAACAGACAGCAUCUGGUCUUUUUCUAUUCCACAUUCUGUACCUCAAUUUACUCACUUCUUCCCAUCAGUGAGAACCCACUUUUCUCAAUUCAUUUAUCUUACCUCUUUUUCUGCUAUCUGCUGCUCAAAUUCUAAGUCUUAGUUACACCAGAAGAACAAGAACAAGACUAGUUAAAUGUGCUAGGCCCUCACAUUCUUUUGAUGUAGUUUCAUCUGGGCUUUGAGUUAAGGUAUGAAAAAUCUUUCAAAAUUCAAUUGUUAGAAUUUCUGGUAUAAAAGGCAACUUACAUGAGAACUAUGCAAAUCCAGUGGCUGGUUUGCAGUGCAAUAGAACACAAAAUUAAGGCAAAAUUGAAAACUAUAUAGUGCAAAUUGUUUAAAUGUCUCAGUAGUACAAGUAAUCUAUGUGCAUACAUAAAUAAUUCAACAAAUAUAUAGGAAAUGAGGAUUUUUUUGUUUUGGUUUUUUUGUUGUUGUUGUUUUGAAGCCAGGCUAUGACUGGAGGGAAGUUCCUUUAAAACUACCAUGCACAGUUUCCUUGUGGUAGAACAAAGGCCUCUCAGUCUUUCUUUGGGACUCCAAAAUUGAGUGAAGUGAAAUAAAUAAACCAUUUCAAAAGCUA